AUGAAUGGCGUGACACAGCGUCAACGUCAACAUCACAACUAUCACUCCCUGGCAGCACCAGCAACCGCAACCACUAUCCAUCAUGCACAUCAUCAGUAUCAUAGUCAGCGUGCGAGUUUUCUCGACCACAUUAUCGGCGACACGCAGAAGCGUCAACGACAUGAAGCUCACUCCGUGGCAGCGCCAACAACCCUGACAGCAGCAGGUGCAGUCGCUGCAGCAGGAACAGCAGCAGCAGCAGCAGCAGCAGCACGCAUGCACGCGCCUGUGACUGUGAUUGAGUCCACCCAGAACCCUCCUCCUCACCACCCUUCUCCCCCACCACCAAGGGAACCAGCACCAGUGCUAGCACCCCCCACUCCCCAGAUGACUUUUGAGUCGACUCAAAAGUCACCAUCGUCGCAGGAACCUCCAAGGGAACCGUCACCAGCGCCAGCACCCCCCCCCACGCCCCAGAUUGCGAUGGCAGCAGCGGGAAUGGGCGCGCCUGUGACUGUUUUCGCUGCCAAUUUUGGCAGCCUGAAGCCGCGUGUCCUGCUGAUUGACGGCACGUGCUAUGCUUCCCACGCUGGUGAGUCAGACUUGCUGGGUCAUUUCUGCUCAGGACAGGCGGGUGUGUUGGGGGUUGGAGGAAGAGUGGUUCAGCGUAUUGCCAAGGCCGACAGGGAUCAGAAGAUCUCCUUCUGCUGCGCGCAGUCAGAGGCAGCACAUCCCUACCUCGCUGCCUUUGGCCUCACCUCCUCCGACGUCCUUCACUCUCCAGUGUACAUUCAGGGAUUCAACGCCUCCUUCAAUGGCACCUCAGCUCUGCUGCAAGUAGCCUGCGACCUGCCACUCCCCUACCCCCUCCUCGCCCCCUUCCUCCUCAUCCCCCAACCUCUCCUCAACACCCCCUUCCUCUUCGCCUGGCGCCGCCGCCACCGCGGCUUCAAGCAGGCCCCUCAGCGAUCCUCCCCUCCUUCCCUCACUCUGUGCCCCACAAACCCCUCCUCCCUCUCUAACUUUUCCCCUUCCUUCCCCUCCCUUCCCCUACCUUCCCCACUUCUGCCCUUGUUCGCCCCGGUGCUGCCAGCGCUGCUGCGAGUGGCAUGCGACCUGCCUCUCCCCUACCCUCUCCUCGCCUCCCUCCUCCUCAUCCCCCAACCUCUCCUCAACGCCCCCUUCCUCUUCGCCUGGUGCCGCCGUCACCGCUGGUUCGGGCAGGCGCCGAGGCUAAUCCUGCCCCCCCCGGACCUUAUUGGUAGGUUUGUGGAUCGGGAGGAGCUGGAGGACGAGGGGAGGAGAGAUGAGGACAAGAGGCACCAUGAGAUGGCAGAGGGGCGGCAUGGUUUGGACAAACCUCCAGGAUCACUGGACUGA
This is a messenger RNA of Closterium sp. Naga37s-1, 1359 nucleotides long. NCBI's taxonomy places the organism in Eukaryota, Viridiplantae, Streptophyta, Zygnematophyceae, Desmidiales, Closteriaceae. The record is from the annotation of a GenBank genome assembly.